AUGGACUCACUGAGAAUGGCCCACUUGGGCCCUCGGAAGAAGAGACCCAGGCAGAUGGGUGCCUUGAUGGCUUCUCCUCCUCAGGACAUCAAGUUCCGAGAUUUGGUCCUCUUCAUUUUGGAGAAGAAAAUGGGAACCACCCGCAGAGCCUUCCUCAUGGAGCUGGCUCGAAGGAAAGGAUUCAGGGUGGAGAAUGAGCUCAGUGAUGCCGUCACCCACAUUGUGGCAGAAAACAACUCAGGUCCCGAGGUCCUGGAAUGGCUUCAGGAGCAGAAUGCAAGAGCCAGCUCACAGCCAGAACUCCUCGACAUCUCCUGGCUGAUAGAAUGCAUGCGCGCCGGAAAGCCCGUGGAGACGACAGGACAAUACCAGCUCAUCGUGAGAAGAGACUAUUCGAGUGGCCCCAACCCAGAGCCCCAGGAGACUCCACCACCUCCUGGAAGAAAGAUCUCUCCGUACGCAUGUCAGAGAAGAACCACUUUAAACAACCGCAACCACAUAUUCACGGAUGCCUUCGAGGUCCUGGCUGAGAACUGUGAGUUUAGAGAAAACGAAGGCUCCUGUCUGGCAUUCAUGAGAGCGGCUUCUGUCCUUAAGUCGCUGCCAUUCACCAUCAUCAGUAUGAAGGACACAGAAGGAAUUCCCUGCUUGGGGGACAAAGUGAAGAGUGUCAUAGAGGAAAUUAUUGAAGAUGGAGAAAGUUCUGAAGUUAAAGCUGUGUUAAAUGAUGAGCGGUAUCAGUCCUUCAAACUCUUCACUUCCGUAUUCGGGGUGGGACUGAAGACAUCUGAGAAAUGGUUCCGGAUGGGUUUCAGAACCCUGAGUAAAAUAAGGUCGGACAAAAGCCUGAAAUUCACACGAAUGCAGAACGCAGGAUUCCUCUAUUACGAAGACCUGGCCAGCUGUGUGACCAAGGCCGAGGCGGAGGCCGUGGGCGUGCUGGUGAAAGAGGCCGUCGGGGCGUUUCUCCCGGAUGCCUUUGUCACCCUGACAGGAGGGUUCCGGAGGGGUAAAAAGAUUGGGCAUGACGUAGAUUUUUUAAUCACCAGCCCAGGAUUAACAGAGGAAGAAGAACAACAACUUUUACCUAAAGUGAUCAACUUAUGGGAAAGGAAGGGAUUACUUUUAUACUACGACCUUAUAGAGUCAACAUUUGAAAAGUUCAAGUUGCCUAGCAGGAAGGUGGAUGCAUUAGAUCAUUUCCAAAAGUGCUUUCUGAUUUUGAAAUUGCACCGGCAGAGAGUAGACAGCGGCAAGGCCAGCCAGCAGGAAGGGAAACCCUGGAAGGCCAUCCGUGUGGACCUGGUCAUGUGCCCCUACGAGCGCCGUGCCUUCGCGCUGCUGGGCUGGACCGGCUCCCGGCAAUUUGAGAGAGACCUCCGGCGCUAUGCCACACACGAGCGGAAGAUGAUGCUGGAUAACCAUGCUCUGUAUGACAAGACCAAGAGGAUAUUUCUCGAAGCAGAAAGUGAAGAAGAAAUUUUUGCACACCUGGGAUUGGAUUACAUCGAUCCAUGGGAAAGAAAUGCCUAG
This is a messenger RNA of Pipistrellus nathusii (Nathusius's pipistrelle), 1533 nucleotides long. NCBI's taxonomy places the organism in Eukaryota, Metazoa, Chordata, Mammalia, Chiroptera, Vespertilionidae. The record is from the annotation of a GenBank genome assembly.